AUGGAGAAAGCAAAAAAGAAAAAACUAGUGUCGCUCCAACGAGAAGAAAUAUUUUCCGAUGAUAUUUGUUUUGAAAUAAUUUCCAUGAUUGAUAAUUCGUGGUUUAUUUUGAAUAAUUGUUCCUUGAUUUCAAAACAAUUCUUUAAUGUGAUCAAGGAACGUUCAAAACUUUUUAUUAAAUUUAAAAAGAAAUUUACAGAGAAAAGAAUUAAAUUAUUCAUGAAGAGUCAAUUUAUGAAUAGUAUUGUUAAUGUUAAAUUUUCUAAAAGGUUGUUUGAUUCUAUAGAAAAACCCACAUUCAUAACUGAAAUGAAACAAUUAACUUCACUUGAUAUUAGUAACAAUCGAAUUGGUUAUGUAACAGCCGAAUCAAUAAUAAGUGAAAUGAAACAGUUAACAUCAUUUAAUAUUAGUGGAAAUAGCAUUGAUGAUGAAACAGCCAAAUCAAUAACUGAAAUGAAACAAUUAACUUCACUUGAUAUUAGUAACAAUGGAAUUGGUGAUGAAACAGCCGAAUCAAUAAUAAGUGAAAUGAAACAAUUAACAUCAUUUAAUAUUGGUGGAAAUAUCAUUGGUGAUGAAGGAGCCAAAUCAAUAAGUGAAAUGAAACAAUUAACAUCACUUAGUGUUAAUAACAGUGGAAUUGGUGUAGCAGGAGCCAAAUUUAUAAGUGAAAUGAAACAACUAACAUUACUUGAUAUUGGUGAAAAUUCAAGUGGUGUAGCAGGAGCCAAAUUUAUAAGUGAAAUGAAACAAUUAACAUCACUUAAUAUUGGUGGAAAUAGCGUUGGUGUAGAAGGAAUCAAAUAUAUAAGUGAAAUGAAACAAUUAACAUCACUUACUAUUUAUAACAGUGGAAUUAUUGAAAUUAACACUACUUGA
Messenger RNA from Naegleria gruberi, 882 nucleotides. RefSeq lists its product as uncharacterized. Gene Ontology annotation, molecular function: protein binding. The transcript has a single exon. The coding region runs from base 1 to 882 and encodes 293 amino acids. The record is from RefSeq and is a predicted model, not a curated record. Lineage: Eukaryota; Heterolobosea; Eutetramitea; Acrasida; Naegleriidae.